Messenger RNA from Odocoileus virginianus texanus, 2957 nucleotides. It is a transcript of the gene GRWD1, whose product is annotated as glutamate rich WD repeat containing 1. The record is from RefSeq and is a predicted model, not a curated record. Gene Ontology annotation, biological process: ribosome biogenesis. NCBI's taxonomy places the organism in Eukaryota, Metazoa, Chordata, Mammalia, Artiodactyla, Cervidae. Gene Ontology annotation, cellular component: nucleolus. Gene Ontology annotation, molecular function: protein binding.
GGGUGGGGGCAGAAGGAGAAGAGGUGUCAGAGAACUCAAGAAAGAUCUGGGGUCAUAACAUUUUAGGAUAAGUCUAGGGUACCAUUCCUAUGGCAGCAAGCAAUGAGGCUUGCUAGGUUCUUAAUAUCCUGUUCAUGCAAGGGAGGUGAGUGUCUAUUAUAUCCUAGCCAAUUCACAUAUCUUGAAUUCUGUUAAUCUCACCAAUGAGAAUCUAUUUCUAACAUUUCAUUAUGCCAAUUAGCCAAAUCUCUGGUGUUGAUGGGCAAUAAAAAGAGCGCAAGCACUUGUAGUAGCUGCCUCUAGAGGGUGGACUUUCUGAUUAAGUGCUUGCUGACCAGGGCUGCACCGUGAACGCCUGGUUAGGCAACUGACUACCCCUAGAGGGUAGAUCCAACGAACUAAUUUAUACAUAUCAUCCUGCCUACACUUAAGCAUUUUGAAGUAAAUUAAAGCCUUCAUAACAAGGAGGGGAAAAGAAAUAGGCUUUAUGAAUCCUCAGGGAGCAGAAACCUAGCCUCCUUGCCAGUAAAAGCUCUUAUUUGCAUGCACGAAUAAUUAAUUAAGUAAGAAAGCAUUGGGAAUCAAAGGUGGAAGAUGGAAUCCGAGUCUGGAGUGCCUGUAUAGUUGAUGGGAAAGCAGGGCUCCUGCAGAACUACAACUCCCAGGAGGCCUUGCCGCCGCUCUGCGGAAGAGCGCCCCAAAGUCACGGGGAGGGUAUAGUUGCCUCGGAUCUGCAGGCCUCGGUAGCCAAGCCAGGAUGCUGUUUUCUUAGUUCUUCUUCGCCCUCUCCCCAUCGCCCUGUCUAAUGGUGAACCAGGAGGUUUCCAAGGUAACCGCGCAGUAGGGCGGGUCCUCCUAAGAAGGGAAACCGCAACCCGGAAGUGACGCUAUUACCGCCCGCCAGCGGCGAGAGGCUUCGAAGAUGGCGGCGCGCAAGGGUCAGCGGCACACGUGUGAACCUGGGGAGUCUAUGGAGACCGAAUCCCAAGAAACAGGGUCCAAGGGCCAGGCUCAGGUCUAUCUACCUGGUCGAGGACCGCCGCUGCGCGAAGGAGAGGAGCUGGUCAUGGAUGAGGAGGCCUACGUGCUGUACCACCGAGCACAGACGGGCGCCCCCUGUCUCAGCUUCGACAUAGUCCGGGAUCACCUGGGAGACAACCGGACUGAGCUUCCUCUUACACUUUACCUGUGUGCUGGGACCCAGGCCGAGAGCGCCCAAAGCAACAGAUUGAUGAUGCUUCGGAUGCACAAUCUGCAUGGGACAAAGCCCCCACCGUCCGAGGGCAGCGACGACGAAGAGGAGGAGGACGACGAAGAGGAUGAAGAAGAGCGGAAACCUCAGCUGGAGCUGGCUAUGGUGCCCCACUAUGGAGGCAUCAACAGAGUUCGGGUGUCGUGGCUGGGUGAGGAGCCAGUGGCUGGCGUGUGGUCAGAGAAGGGCCAGGUGGAAGUGUUUGCACUGCGGCGACUCCUGCAAGUAGUGGAUGACCCCCAGGCCCUGGCCACCUUCCUCCGGGAUGAGCAGACCCGUGUGAAGCCCAUCUUCACCUUCUCUGGCCACAUGGGCGAGGGCUUUGCCCUUGACUGGUCCCCUCGUGUGCCCGGUCGCCUACUGACCGGUGACUGUCAGAAGAACAUCCACCUCUGGACGCCAGCAGACGGGGGCUCCUGGCACGUGGACCAGCGGCCAUUUGUGGGCCACACACGUUCCGUGGAAGACCUGCAGUGGUCCCCGACCGAGGACACGGUGUUUGCCUCCUGCUCAGCUGACGCCUCCAUCCGCAUCUGGGACAUCCGGGCAGCCCCCAGCAAGGCCUGCAUGCUCACCACCGCCACCGCCCACGACGGGGACGUCAACGUCAUCAACUGGAGCCGCCGGGAGCCCUUCCUGCUCAGCGGUGGGGACGACGGAGCCCUCAAGGUCUGGGACCUGCGGCAGUUCAAGUCUGGCUCCCCAGUGGCCACCUUCAAGCAGCACGUGGCCCCCGUGACCUCCGUCGAGUGGCACCCCCAGGACAGUGGGGUCUUUGCGGCCUCGGGUGCGGACAACCAGAUUACACAGUGGGACCUGGCCGUGGAGCGGGACCCUGAGGCCGGUGACGCAGAGACAGACCCGGGGCUGGCCGACCUCCCCCAGCAGCUGCUGUUUGUGCACCAGGGCGAGACGGAUCUGAAGGAGCUGCACUGGCACCCACAGUGCCCCGGGGUGCUGGUCAGCACCGCCCUGUCGGGCUUCACCGUCUUCCGCACCAUCAGCGUCUGAGCUUGGCCUGGCCGAGUCUGUCUGGUCCUCCACUUACUUGGAACUGAAGUUGAAAGUUCAUCAUUUCCCUGGAAGGGACUCAUUCAGAUCUGCUGGACAGCGCCUCUCCAAAAGGACUUGGUUUGGCCCGUUGUCUGCCAUGAUGGAUUCUGUUUCACUUACUGUUCUUUGAAAGGACUUGGUUUGGUCCAAUGCCUCUCUUGCUAAGAGAGAUGGUUUGACUCUAAAAGUAAGUGGCUCUAAAAGUAAGAUUUGGUUUGCUGCCCUUGAUUCCUCCAACUGAAGCACUUGGUUUGACUCAUGGCCCUGUAAAACCACUGCAGUUGUCUCCAGUGAACCCUCCGACCCAAAGACUUGGGUCAACCCAGUGAGCCCCACCUGUAGAAGAGACCAUUAGCCCAUUUCCCAGAUAGGCCUGGUGUGUCCUGUGUUGCUGUGGGUAUUUUGUCAGUUGCAGGCCCUGGGCUUGACUCUGAUCUCCCUGCCACUGGUCUCCCUCAGGGAACUCAAGUGCCUUAGAGUGGCUGGACCGAAUUUGACGUGUGGGUUCCUCCAGCAGAAUUUGCUGUGGCCCUUGUCUUCCUGCCAGCUGGGUUUGACUGGGUGGAGCCUUCUCCCCUCUUCCCAGAGACAGGCACUGUGGCGGGGGGGACUUAGGGGCUCUUGAGAGGCAAUAAAGGACCAGAAUGGAACC